This is a messenger RNA of Patiria miniata (bat star), 812 nucleotides long. RefSeq names its product 39S ribosomal protein L52, mitochondrial-like. Gene Ontology annotation, molecular function: structural constituent of ribosome. Gene Ontology annotation, biological process: mitochondrial translation. The transcript has 6 exons. The record is from RefSeq and is a predicted model, not a curated record. Gene Ontology annotation, cellular component: mitochondrial large ribosomal subunit. Lineage: Eukaryota; Metazoa; Echinodermata; Asteroidea; Valvatida; Asterinidae. Bases 182 to 625 code for a protein of 147 amino acids.
ACUAGUGCUAGUAUUGAAGCCAAAGCCACAACACAACCGAGGUUAAGUAAACCUCUCGAGCACAUCUUUUUUAUAGCAUGACUAUAGAGGGCGCUAUACAAAUUCUACUUUCCAUGCAUGGACAUGUGUGUACAAAUGGAUCUGCUUUGACAUCUGUCGUUAUCAUAGUAUAGAACUCAGCAUGACUUCAUGUGCAUCUGUGUUGGCGAGAGCGACCUGCAAGUAUUGUACACAAACAGCAGUGAGCGUAUCCAGAAUUCCCUGGAUGGUAACCAGGUAUCUGAGUACCAGUCAUUGUGUACAAGCUGGCAGGACCUGGAGAGACAGCCAGGGGCAAUCUCGAUCAGGACGGGACUAUGGUCCACUUAUCGAUCUACCAGAUUGGGCAUACGCAGAUGGUCGUCCAGCCCCAACAGGAUCCGGACAGUACAGGCGACAACAGGAACAACGCCAGAUUGCUGAACGCAUCGACAGACUUGCCUCAGAGAUGAUGGCUGCAGUCCAGAAGGAGAAAGACGCGUUGUUAGCAGAGCAGAGGAAGCAACACCAAAUAGAUCAACACAAGCUGAAGCCGAAGGGUCAUGCACUCAAGAAGAAGAAAUUACGUGCCAAAGAUCCCAUUUAGUUUCUGUCAUGAAGUCAGUUGUACAUGCCCAUUAGUCCACACACUGCCUCAAUCAGUGGCGCAAAUUUUUUAGAAAAAUGUUGGCCCCAUAUUUUGGGAUUGAUGGCGCCACUUACACCCCUAUUAUACUACUAUAAAAAUGGGCUGCAUACGUAUCACCAAGGGCAAAUCGUGGAAAUUAAAAAAA